Messenger RNA from Ylistrum balloti, 2481 nucleotides. RefSeq names its product 3-keto-steroid reductase/17-beta-hydroxysteroid dehydrogenase 7-like. Bases 16 to 1011 code for a protein of 331 amino acids. Gene Ontology annotation, molecular function: 3-beta-hydroxysteroid 3-dehydrogenase (NADP+) activity. Gene Ontology annotation, biological process: cholesterol biosynthetic process. Gene Ontology annotation, cellular component: endoplasmic reticulum membrane. The transcript is spliced from 10 exons. NCBI's taxonomy places the organism in Eukaryota, Metazoa, Mollusca, Bivalvia, Pectinida, Pectinidae. The record is from RefSeq and is a predicted model, not a curated record.
GCUUUGACAGAGAAGAUGGGAGAUGGUACCAAAGUUGCUGUCGUCACAGGCGCAAACGGGGGUAUUGGCCUAACAUUAGCAGAGAGACUUUUGACCAUACACAAGGACCUUCAUCUGUGUCUAGCAUGUCGAAACAGACAGAGGGCCCAGACUGCUCGAGAUGUUCUGCUUUUGUCUCACCCGAAGGCCCAGAUCUCUAUAAUCACACUAGAUACCAGCAAUGUUCAGUCAGUCCUUUCAGCUGUCAAGGAUAUCAAGAAGCAAUUUCCAAGGAUAGAUUAUCUGUAUCUCAAUGCAGGAAAGAUGAGUGUGAAGAGUUUAGACUUUUCCAACCUGUUGAAAUCAAUUUUAAAAAUGAACACGCUGUUCCUGUUUAACACCGGCCAUGGUUUACUGGUUCAUACUGAUGAACACACUUCUGAGGGCUUGAUGAGCACAUUUGCUACUAAUGCUUUUGGACAUUUUGUGUUGGUAAAGGAGCUUGAGGAUAUCCUCGGAGGUAAUCAGCCUUCACAAGUUAUCUGGACAUCGUCUGUGGCUGGUGUUCGUUCAGCCUUUGAUCCCCGUGACCUACAGGCCAAAAAUGGAAAAGACCCUUAUGGGUCCACGAAAUGUGUGAUUGAUACCACAAGUAUGGCAUUGAAUGAAAAAGUGAACAGCAAGAACAUCUACUCGCACACAACAUGUCCGGGACUUGUCCUCACUAAUAUGACAGAUGGUAUUUUAGCCUCUUGGAUCUGGUGGCUCAUUCUGCCCUUUAUGUAUAUUUUUCGGUUGGUGUUGGACCAUCUAAGUAUAGACACUUAUAAAGGAAGUGAAUCUCUGGUGUGGCUGUCACAACAGAAUCCAGAAAGUCUUAAGACUGGUGUUCGGUACCAUAGCACAACUGAUAUAUGGGGAAAUACUACAGUCCAACCUGUACAGAUCAAUUUUUCUUUGGAAGAGUCACUCAAAGUUUAUGAGGAAAUGAACUCACUUUACAAAGGAUUCAAAGAGAAAUACAAGAGUUGAGAAUACAGGAGUAAAUAGAAAGCCUCUGGUUACCAUGAUAUACUUCACCAACGACUUAAAAUGAUCAUAUCGUGGAAUGAAUCUUCAAUAGAAGGGAUCUACCUCAUUUGUGUUUUCCAAUUAACAAAUUCUUUGUUUGCCUUUUAAAUGUACAGUAUUUUUGAUGGGAUAUUAUCAAAAUAUUAUUUAUCAUGUUUUAAGUUUAAGUUCCUUGAAACUACACAAGUACUUUGUUGGGGAUUUUCUAAAUAUUCUCAGAAUAUAAUUACAAAUGUAUAGGGACCUAUACAUGUUAUUUUAAUAUUUCCUUUUUGAGGAAGUGCACAAAUAAUUGUACUGUUCAUUGUAAAGUACUAUUAGUGUGGUGACAUUUACUAUGCGGAAUAUUUGUAUAGAAAUCAUCAAUAAUUAAUUGAAUGUGAAAAAAAAGAAUGAGGGAAGAAAAAUGAUAUCUCAAUAUCUAUCAAUUUCAGAUUUACAUUUUAUUUCAAUAUUUAUCCACUGGUGCUACAAGGGAGUUCAAGAGUUCUAUUUGUCUGCUAGUCUGUUAGUAUGUGCCUCACUUUGUCAUGUGUUUAUGGGAUAUGCAUCUGUAAUGUAAUGGAGGAUUAUUUAAUUUUUUGGAAGUAUUAGAAUGCUGGAAUAUAACAAAUGAAAAUCAUAUUGGGACCUGUUCUACAACUGAUUAUAGGAUGAUAAAUCUUAAAUAUAAUGUUUUAAAUUAUAUCAGUGUGAAUUUAACACUGGGAGAAAAUAACACGGUUUUAUAUAGCACUAAAAAGAAAAUUCUGGGAUUAUGUCUUCCUGUAUGCAAUAAAAUACACCUCAUCUCAGAGUUAAAUCAAGGGACAUAACUCUUGUAUCACUGGCAUACCACCAAGCUAAAAACCAUGAAUAGUUUGGAAUUGGAGGUAAAUCUUCUCCACAUCAAUAUAAAUUUAUAUAUUAACAAAAAAUACUUUGAAAACUUGAAGCAACGGUACUUGAGACUUGAUUCAUUGGCCCUGCAGGGUUUUUUAAUUCACAAUAACUCUUAAUUUUCAACUAGACCAUGAUCAAUGUAAUACUUUUUACAGCCAGUUUUUAAUGGAUGAAUCAUUCUCAAGUUUUAUAUGUAAGUUCCCUUUGGUCUAUGGUUGUAUCUGUUUGAUUUUGGGAUCUUCUGGAGAGAAAAGUUCAGGUCCAACUUAUAAAGUUCAAACACUGGUGGGUGCCAAGAUACCUCUGGGACCUCUUGUUAUGACUUACAUGUAUACUUUGAAAGUAUUCAAACUUUAGUCUGUAUUUUAAACUAUCCAGAUAAAUUUGGCUUGGAAGUCACACACAAUUGACCAGAAUUAAUGGGAGUUAUUUUGCAUUUAAAAGCAGAAUAUCAGGAAAUUAAUUUGAAUCAACAUUCAUUGCACAAUAUUGUUCCUGAUGUUUGUUUUAAUUUGCAUAUUUCUAUGUUUGUUUUUCCUACUGUUAGUA